Messenger RNA from Culex quinquefasciatus (southern house mosquito), 5826 nucleotides. RefSeq names its product alpha-protein kinase 1 (gene sstn). The record is from RefSeq and is a predicted model, not a curated record. The transcript has a single exon. Bases 1304 to 4039 code for a protein of 911 amino acids. Gene Ontology annotation, biological process: establishment of epithelial cell polarity. NCBI's taxonomy places the organism in Eukaryota, Metazoa, Arthropoda, Insecta, Diptera, Culicidae.
AUUUUAAGUUAGUAUUUCGGUUCGGUACUAGUUAAGUUUUGUUCCUUAGUUCGUGGAGUUUAGUUUACACUAGUUGGUGUUUCGUUUCCGGCGCGUACAAGCGGUGAAAAUCGCCUCCGAAAAAAUCUUCGUGGGAUCCUCAGCAAACUGCUGCGUGAAGAAGAGAGUUGGGCCAAAGAAUUCAGGACACCCAGCGCAGACAGAGAGGCCCAUAUAAGGCAGGCAGAGUAAGCAGAGCAGAGCGACCGUCAACAUCAGCAGUGUGGAUAGAGAGGGCGACUGUGGAAAAAUGUUGGGCGUACGCCAGGGAUGGUGUGUUGGUGAGAAUGGAACUACAAAAUGAUGAUGGUAGCGGUUCAGCCCUUUGCCUGCUAAGGUGUAUUACAACGCUCGUAAAUGAUGACUUGUCGUGAUUACGACCCGAUGGGAAAAUGAAACAUCAAUGAUACACCUACUUUGACGUCGCGAAAACAACACAAAAAAGCACAACAUUCCACCGACGUGAGACUGGGGAGCUGCUGCUGGAGGAAUUUUGAAAAACAGUACGAUAAUUGUGUGCAGCGCAAACUGUGAUUCACCCCGCCACUUGAAAGUGGCUCAACGUUCUAGCCAGUCUGGAUUUAAUCAGCGUAUGGUGACAACAGCCGAUAUUCAUUAGUUCGCUGCUGCAGCUACGUCGAAAGGAAAGCGAGCUGAAUCAUUACACAGGCUAACCACAGCUGAGCGCAGCAGUAGAGGAUGGCCUUUUGACCUCGGUCAAUUGAGGAGUGAUAAGAUCUGCGCCAACGGCCAAAAGGAAAACGAAGCAACAGUUUGCAACUGUAGCGUAGCGUGUGUGGGGUAUAAUAAUAACAGAAACAAAAUGAGUAUGUGUGUGGAAAUAAUAAUACAAGGCUUAUCUAAUCUGGCAAAACAGUGAAUCGGUUGACUGCCAUCCGCCAGUCGGACCCAGAGUUGGCCCAAGUGUUCAGAAGAAGAAACGUGCUGUCGCGUCCAUGUGUAAAUGUACUUGAACAAAGGCUUUCUAGUUCGGUUGGAACGUCGUGUGCGAGUACAAUAUGUGGUUGUGGUUCGCUUCGAGCUGUUAUGAGAAGUGAGAGCGCGAAUUGCAUUAAUUAUAAUCAGUAAAACCUCAAUGGAAGGUCUUUUCUUGUGUGGCGGCGGCGACGACAGCAGCAGACUGGCAGUCGAUCAAUGACGAUGAUGAUUCAUGAGGGCGAUCACAGCAUAGAGUACUUGUAGCAGCACUACCGUACUGGUAUAUAGGAGAAAGGCAUAUCUAGGAUCAAGAUCGAAAAGAAACAUGGGUGAUGCUAAGGUGAAGCAACCCUACUUUGGAACUCCGCCUCAUCAACAGGCGACUACAUCGAAGGCCGGCCUAGUGGUAUCACCAACCACCAUGAUUGAUACGCUGAAACCCAGUGGGAAGGACGAUGCAGCUUCCAAAAGUCCUACGAAAUAUGAACUCCUGAAGGCGCGCAAAGCCGAGCUCGAGAAACGACUCAACGAGAAGUAUGCGCAGCUACAGCAAAUCAAGCGAGAAGAGGCUCAGCUUAUUGGCAUGUAUCCGAGCGAUUUCAGUUCCGGUGUUGGAAGUCAAGAUCAGAACGGAGCGGCACCGACGUUGAGGCGGAAGAUUGGUACAAGCUUUAAACUACCGGAGAACCUUUUGAACAACAAAGAAGACGACAUUAACAAGCUGUUGCUGGAGAAGCAAAUCCAGCAGCAAAUAUCGGAAGCUUCGUUGAGGUUUGCUAACGAUACGUCGCAGCCAAAAUCGGUACGGAGGACACACAAGCAAAACUAUGAAUCUGCUCAGCAAAAGUUGCUGGCUAUGAAUCAAAACUUGAGUCUUUUGAAAAAGCGCCAACAACAGCAAGCCGAACAGCAGAAACCUCCUCCUGCAACCAGAGAUGACAUCGACCUCCACAAAAACAGUAAUGCGAAUCGUUUCCGGUCAAACAGCAACAGUAUGAUGCUCAACAUGUCGGAACGACGGAAUUCGAUCAAAUCGAACAAUUCCUCGAAUCACUCCAGUAAUCUUAUAGCACCGGGUGGACCAAUGCAGAAGCAGCAGCAGCUGCUUGUACAAAUCCCACCUCAACAUUCGGCUCACUACCAUUCACAGCAGAUAUCACCGUACUCCAUACAUUCGGGAACCCUCUCGGUAAUGCCAUCCGGUUCGCAGAGUAUGACUCCUGCAGCAUCGGCCGCGAUGGUGUCUCAGCUGAGUAUGCUACGGCAUCGAUCUCGAUGUGACAGCUUCAGCGGUAUCAUGAGCUACGAUCUUUCCGGAGCAGCGAUUGAUCCCGCAAAAAUGUCUCCUGUCAGUAGCAACAGCAGUCAUCAUCACCACCAGCACCCGCAUCAACACUAUCAACCGCAGCAACAACCGCAACCUCAAAGUGGAGCUAAUCGCUUGAACAAGUUGAUGCAGCAACAGCAGAUGCAGAGUUACAGCCCACCACCGGGACAUCACCAGCAUGGAAGCAGUCCCGGAUACGUACUAUCGCCCCCGGCAAGUGCUUCGUCGAACACCGUUGGACAAGCGUUCGUAUAUGAUACAAAAAUGAUUUCACGAUUCCAAGCUCCUCCUCCUCCUCCGGCUCCUGCAUCAACUGGCCAAGGUGUCCAGAACGAUCAGGGUUAUGGAUCCAGCAUACCACAAAAUAGCAAUAGCUACGAUUCACAGCAGGAAAUGACGACGUCCGGUCUUGGUGGCUACUGGAUGAUGCUUGAAACGGGAGAAAAGGUUUGGUGUUCGGUGGAUUCACGAUUCUCCAGUUUAGAUCGGAAACAGGGUGGUGGCAGCAUGAAGAUAUCUCGUUCCAAGCUUAGCCAGUAUCCCCACGCAGCUCCUAUCAAGAGCAAUUCGAUGGGAAACUUUGAUUUUAUCAACAAACAGCAACAGCAGCAGCUGGAAGACUCGAUACAACCCGACGCAAUAUCGGUUACUUCAGCUUCCAGUGAGAACAAGAAACGGGAAAAGGUCUGGAGAGAAACAUCGUUAGACAGUCCGGUUGUGAAGCACAGGACGAUUCCAUCUCCAUCGCCUGGGAUGAUGUCGAAUCCACCUCCGCUUCCGGCGUAUCCUCAACCUCCACCACCACCUCCUUCUUCACAACAUGUGCAGCAACAAGCUCACCUACAAACUCCUCUACACGUCAAUACCAGUCACAAUUACGGUGUAUCGCCAUCGUCACCCCUCCUCUUAUCACCUCAACAAAUGCGAUACUACCAUCAGCGACAAGAACAACAACGUCAAAGAAUUAAACAACUAGAAGAACAGAAGCAACAUGCUUACAUGCUCGAACAGCAGCAACAACAACAUCAGCGGCUCUUACAGCAGAAGCAUCUUCGUUCUCCGCCACAAUUGCCAAAGCAUCAACACAACAACUACAGUCAACAGUCGCAACCGGCAAGCCAGCAACAUUUGGACCUGCUGCCUCAAUCUCCUCGGUUCUACGACCACGAGAACCACAAUCUACCACCGCACUACUACCAAUCGCAGGAACAUCCGUCGCAGAACAAUCUCUCCGCACGGCAUCCCGAUCUCCUCAUAUCGCCCACACUCUCAGCGUCCUCAUCCAACACGUUGACGUCGCCAACGUUACGGCCAUAUUCAUCCGUUUCCCCAACCCCCUCGACCAUCACUACGACCUCGACGGCAGCGAUCAUCCACGCAACGCCGGACAUCCAAACGGAAUCACCCAAAAACGUAACCAUUGUGCAGCAGGGUAAAAUCAUGCCGUACAAGGAAGUUACCAAACCCUUUGAGAUGUCCGACUUUUACAAGUACUCUACCAAGUUUAAAGAGAAGAAGCAACAGCAGCAGCAGCAGCAGCACCACCACCACCAGGGUCAGCAUCACCAGAUGCACCAGCACCAGUUUCAUCACCCGCAACAACAGCAACAACAACAACUGGCUGAUCCGCUAAGUCCCAACGGGAACAGCAUGGGUCCCAACGGAGAGCUGAUGCAGCGAGCGGUCUAUCAACCGCCAAAUCCUUCCAUUUGUAGGCCCAUCAACUACAACUGAGUGUGUUUGACGGGUGCGAUCGGGUAGUCAGCGUAGAUUUUCUCGUGGAAAAUGGACACGUUAGACUAGGAUUUUGAACAUUUUAGUCAGACAUUCCACGAUUAUCAUCAUUUUGAUCACUUGGUAGUACUUUUUUCUUCGUACACCCAUCCGAGAGCGAAAAAAUACUCUGAAAUUCUGAUCAGAGCUUAAACAAUGUUUGUAAAAAACCAUUUUACUCCAAGUAUCAAACCGAAGCGCUUUGGAUGAAAUUCUAACUCUUAAUCACUGUGCUGCGCGAUCUUGUUGGUAGCGGAGAGGCAGAACGCAAUCAGCGUUGCACUCUGGAAGGUUGGCGAACGAAGUUUAUCAUUUCUUUGCAGUAUAGCUGUCAACGGAUGUCAGUAGUUUUGCCAUCACUGAAUUGAAGUGUAGUUUGGUCUGGGUGUAAAACCUUUUUUUGCUGAUUUAAAUCUUCAAGGAAACAGAAUCACUCAUUUGUCACAAGUUAUUAAUGAUUGGUUUUUCAUCUGUACUAUUUUUUUCAAUUUCUACAGUUUGAUCGUCAAGACUUUCACUGUCUUUCACCGACCACAAGUACAUAGUCACAAACAAGGUUUAUUGAAAAACACUGAAGAAUAAAUAUCAAUCAAAACAUAUGUGCGUGAAAGUGUAUGCUAAUUAAUACUGGUAGUCUGCGCAGCUAAAGCGAUACUGAUGUGUUGUGUAUUAAACAAGUUUGCAUGAAUAAACAAAGUCAUUAAAAAGAGCAAAGAAUGCGCCCAACAACACAUCCAACCGAGCGAGGAAGAGGCAGUCGUUGAUGAUAAAGCAGAAAAACUGAUCAAUGAUGAUGAUAAUGAUGGUCGAUGUCGAUGAUGAUACGUACUGCUGCUGGUGGAAUGAUUCUCACUUGCGUUUGCGAAGAGCAGCAGCAGCAACAACAGUUCGUUAUAAAGCCCCCCACUGACUGGUGUAAUGCAAGCUUAAAGAGAUUGCAGGUAAACAAAAUUGUUUAUGUUUAACAUAAAAGAAGAGAUAAAGAGAAUAAAAAAAAACGUUAUUACAGUUACGGUGCCUUCGUUAUGAAAGAAAGAGAGAUAGUUCGAUUUCGAGCUAUAAAAGCAGAUAAACAAAUACAAAUUGUUGUGUAAACAGUGUAGUGUUUGAAUAUGAAUGAUCGUAACCCGAAAAAAAACAAAAUGACUUUUACAAGACAUUUUAGUGAUAUUUUUGAAAACACAUAGACAAAUUACGUGCGGUAAAGUUUGCAAACCCUUCCAACAGAACACUUACAGAUUUUUUUCUGACAGAGUUUGUCGAGAAUAAUAAGACUUAAACACGUAGCAGCUGGAAUAGCAAGUAUGAUCAAAUGCAUUUAAUUAAAAAAAGAAAAUCGAACAAGCGAAACCAACCAACUCCUAUGAACUGUAGAAUCAACAAGACUGUUAGCUCACACGAUGUAAUUGAGGAUUCCGAUUUCGAGCUUUUUUGUCGAAAGGAACCGACUUAGGCUAAAGGUUACACACACACACACAACGGUUACUAUGCGUGCUUUUUCCUGUUUGAGGCCUUUAUAUAAAUAGUUUAACAAGUAGUGAAGUAUAGUAAAGCCUUCGGAACACGCAAUGCAAAUUGGCGAUCAAGUAAAUGAAUCAAAAAGUACCUUGCUAAAUUGUAGAUUGUUAGCUUGUAGGAACUGCUAAGUGUAGCAUUUGUAAUUAAAACUUUUUCAAAUCUCCCAGGAUACGAAAAACUUGUAAAACACGAUUUAUUUCUAUGAAGCAAUGAACAAAACAAAAAAAAAA